This is a messenger RNA of Leucoraja erinaceus (little skate), 1561 nucleotides long. It is a transcript of the gene pgap3, whose product is annotated as post-GPI attachment to proteins phospholipase 3. Gene Ontology annotation, biological process: GPI anchor biosynthetic process. Gene Ontology annotation, molecular function: hydrolase activity, acting on ester bonds. Gene Ontology annotation, cellular component: endoplasmic reticulum membrane. Lineage: Eukaryota; Metazoa; Chordata; Chondrichthyes; Rajiformes; Rajidae. The record is from RefSeq and is a predicted model, not a curated record.
AUGAUUAACGCCUCGGGACCAGCUCUGGACGCUAUAAUUAAGGUGCACGACUGUGAGCCCACCAACAACCAGCAAACCAUGGCAGCGACUGGCACAGGGGCGGGGGGAGCGGUGUGCGCGGCGCGCCGGAAGGGCGGCGCGGGCCCGGAGAGAGGAGCCUCGGCCUGGGGCCCAGGCCGAAUCCUGCCUCCGCUGGCCGGGCCUCGGCCCCUCGGGCUGGAGCUCCCGCUGCUCCUGCUCUGUUGGGUCUGCGGCGGCCCGCCCGCCCGCUGCUCGCAGGGCUGACCGGGAAACCUACUACUAGCACACACCACCACGUGUGCACGGCAAUGCACAUUCCGGAAUCGCAACUGCCACCGGGGGGCCGCGCUGGGGAACUACCGUCCGCUCGGCGCCCAGCGUCUAGACAUGCGGCUGACAGGCUGGAGCUGUGCGGAUGAUUGCCAAUAUGACUGUAUGUGGGCCACUGUGGGUGUGUAUCUCACAGAGGGACACAAGGUGCCUCAGUUUCAUGGCAAGUGGCCCUUCUAUCGGUUCCUCUGCUUCCAGGAGCCGGCCUCAGCCAUUGCCUCCAUGCUGAAUUUACUGGCCAACCUACUGAUGCUGGCCCGGUACCGGGCAGCAGUGCCCACCGAGUGCCCCAUGUACCACACCUGUGUGUCCUUUGCCAUUGUCACCCUCAACGCCUGGGUCUGGUCCACUGUGUUCCACACUCGGGACACUGCACUAACAGAGAAAAUGGAUUACUUCUGUGCCUCGGCCGCUGUGCUUUACUCCAUCUACCUGUGCUGUGUGCGAACGGUGGGCCUGCAUCGCCCCUGGGUGGCCAGUCUCUUUGGAACGCUGCUCAUUGUGCUGUUCACCGGCCACGUCUGGUAUCUUACCUACAUCCGCUUUGACUACGGAUACAACAUGACCGCCAACGUGUUAAUAGGCCUGUUCAACGUGUUGUGGUGGCUGGGCUGGUGUUUGAGGAACCGCCGACGCCUGCCCUACGUGUGGAAGUGCGCAGCGGUGGUGGUGAUGCUGCACGGACUGGCGCUGCUCGAGCUGCUCGACUUCCCGCCGCUGCUGUGGGUGCUGGAUGCCCACGCUGCCUGGCACUUCAGUACUAUCCCUGUACCCUUCCUGUUCUACAGCUUCCUGGUGGAUGACAGCCUGCAGCUUCUGGCUGUGAGGGGAGGUUACCGCAAGGAGGAGUAACGCGGAAACUGGCCUGAGGACCGAGGGUGACACCUACCGGAUUCACCACUCCCACGCGGGACCUUUGUGUGUGUGUGUGUGUGUCCGUGUAUACCGGGCUGUACAUGCGUGUGUGUGUCCCCGUGUAUACCGGGCUGUACAUGCGUGUGUGUGUCCCCGUGUAUAUCGGGCUGUACAUGCGUGUGUGUGUGUCCGUGUAUACGGGGCUGUACAUGUGUGUGUGUCCGUGUAUACCGGGCUGUACAUGCACAUGUGUGUGUCCGUGUAUACCGGGCUGUACAUGCAUGUGUGUGUGUCCGUGUAUACCGGGCUGUACAUGUGUGUGUGUCCGUGUAUACCGGGCGGUACAUGCGUGUGU